Molecule: messenger RNA, 459 nt
Organism: Entrophospora sp. SA101
Lineage: Eukaryota; Fungi; Glomeromycota; Glomeromycetes; Entrophosporales; Entrophosporaceae
Source: the annotation of a GenBank genome assembly
AUGCAUCACAAUCAGCUUGCAAAAAAGUAUCACCCUGAUAUUAAUAAAGAUCCAGCAGAAAAAGAAAUAUUUGUACAAAUUCAAGAAGCUUACGAUAUCGACUAUUUGAUAUUAUGUGACGAAGAAAAACAAGGAGGUCCAACAGGCACAUGUGGAUUUCCUGGUGGCAGUGAUGCAAGUUAUGGUGAAUUUUUUGGAUUUAGUAAAGUGUUGUUUAGCAAUAUAUUUGACGGUGGAUUUGACAGUCCAAAAGUUAAAACGGGUUCCGGACAACCUUAUACAACAUCAGGGUUUCAUAUACAAACAACCUGUCCUUCUUGUAAUACAAAAAUAUCAUCCGGAAAUAGAUGUUCGACAUGUUCUGUUAUAGGUCAAGUAAAAGAAAAAAAACCUAUUACUAUUGAUAUUUCUGCUGGUGUUGAGGAUGGAACAAAAAUCAGAUUAAUUAGACAAAGGUGA